Molecule: messenger RNA, 801 nt
Organism: Chrysochloris asiatica (Cape golden mole)
Lineage: Eukaryota; Metazoa; Chordata; Mammalia; Afrosoricida; Chrysochloridae
Gene: MPZ
Product: myelin protein zero
Exons: 6
Coding region: 58-801 (247 amino acids)
Biological process (GO): myelination
Cellular component (GO): membrane
Source: RefSeq, a predicted model, not a curated record
CUGUCCCCCACUCUCCCAACCCCUCAGACACUCCAGGUUCUAGCCCCUGCCCCAGCAAUGGCUCCUGGGGCUCCCUCGUCCAGCCCCAGCCCUUUCCUGGCUGUGCUGCUCUUCUCCUCUUUGGUGCCGUCCCCAGUCCAGGCCAUUGUGGUUUACACGGACAGGGUGGUCCAUGGUGCUGUGGGCUCCCGAGUGACCCUUCACUGCUCCUUCUGGUCCAGUGAGUGGGUCUCAGAUGACAUCUCCUUCACCUGGCGCUACCAGCCCGAAGGAGGCCGCGAUGCCAUCUCGAUCUUUCACUAUGCCAAAGGGCAACCCUAUAUCGAUGAGGUGGGGACCUUCAAAGAGCGCAUCCAGUGGGUAGGGGACCCUCGAUGGAAGGAUGGUUCCAUUAUCAUACACAACCUGGACUACAGUGACAACGGCACUUUCACCUGUGACGUCAAAAACCCACCGGACAUAGUGGGCAAGACAUCUCAGGUCACACUCUACGUCUUUGAAAAAGUGCCAACUAGGUACGGGCUGGUGCUGGGAGCUGUGAUAGGGGGUGUCCUGGGGGUAGUGCUGUUGCUGUUGUUGCUUUUCUACCUGGUGCGGUACUGCUGGCUACGCAGGCAGGCAGCCCUACAGAGAAGGCUCAGUGCCAUGGAGAAGGGGAAAUUUCAUAAAUCUGCAAAGGACUCUAAGCGUGGCCGGCAGACGCCAGUCCUGUAUGCCAUGCUGGACCACAGCAGAAGCACCAAAGCUGCCAGUGAGAAAAAGUCCAAAGGGCUGGGAGAGUCUCGCAAGGAUAAGAAAUAG